This is a messenger RNA of Octodon degus (degu), 1659 nucleotides long. RefSeq names its product cilia and flagella associated protein 161 (gene Cfap161). The transcript is spliced from 9 exons. Gene Ontology annotation, cellular component: motile cilium. Gene Ontology annotation, biological process: cilium assembly. The record is from RefSeq and is a predicted model, not a curated record. Lineage: Eukaryota; Metazoa; Chordata; Mammalia; Rodentia; Octodontidae. Bases 123 to 1196 code for a protein of 357 amino acids.
GGUUUUACUGAAGUGUAAGAGAAAGCAAAAGGACCACUGACUGAACUCCCAUGAGUGCCCUCCUCUCCUAUGGAGGCUAGCAAGAGGGAAUUGGAGAGAGAAACAGGAUUGGACCACCAGGAAUGGAGCCUACAGGAAGUCAGCUGGACUCGGGGUCCCUCAGCCUGACCUGGCCUUCCAGUGGACCAAUGGAUAUUGCAGGAAGCGCUCAGAGGCUUGAGGUAGCCUCGCUCACAGGCUGCACCCGAGCGCGGACGCCUAUUGGCCAGCGAUGCUGGACUUCGACCAACGCCCCACCCCCGUCGUCACGGCGACCAGGCAAGCUAAAGACCGCCGUAGUGGAAGGAGGGCGACGCUCCGGACUGCAGGUGACCAUGGCGCAGAACCUGUACGGUCCGCGAGUCCGGAUGGGAAACUGGAAUGAGGACGCCUAUCUAGAGGAGGUCAUGCAGCUGUCGGUAUCUGAAGACGGAUACAUUCACUAUGGCGACCAAGUGAUGCUGGUGAAUCCUGACCACCCAGAGCGGGAAGAAGCUGGUGUGUUUCUGGGCGGGGACCUGAGCCUGUGCAUGACUCCAGAUGAAAUGCACGCCCACCUGAGUGACGAGCUGCAGCUGCCCUGCGGCUUGAGUGCCGCGCAGGCCAUAGCCCCAGUGGGCAGAAGCACGUUUGUCGUUCUGAGUGUAGGCAGAGAUGCCACCGGCCAAGUCCUUAGGUACGGGCAGGACUUUUGCCUUGGGAUAACAGGAGGAUUUGAAAACAAGAUGCUGUAUUUAUCCAGUGACCACAGGACCCUCCUGAAGUCAGCCAAGAAGUCCUGGCUGCAGGAGGUGCACCUGACGGAUGAGCUGUCACACCUGGCCAGGUGGCAGGCCACCUUCCUCGACCCCCAGCUGCGCUUGGAGCACGAGGGCCUCCCGGUCCAGGCAAAUGAAAAAAUUCUCAUCUAUCACUGUCACACGAAUCAAGCCCUGGCUGUCCACCGGCAGCUUUUCUUAAGGACCUAUUUUGGGAAGGAGGCUGAGGUUGCUGCUCACACACAUCUGGAUUCACACAGAGCUGAGAAGCCAAAGAACUACUGGAUGUUGGUCACUGGGAAUCCCACGGAUGCCUCGUCCACCAUGCUGGGCCUGCGUAGACAGUCAGCGGAGGACGCUGGAGCUGUAGAGCCAGCUGUGGUCCGUCACCCGCAAUGACAUGCCAGGCACAUGUGUGAAAUGGGCUCAACUCUAUCAGAUGUGGCUGUAAAGGUCAUUGCCAGUCUCCGUCCUACCCUGAGCUGUUCUGGAGCCUGACCCACAGCAGGUCCUACCAGGACAGUUCCUUCAGAGAGCUGUCCGUAAUAAAGUGUUCCCCUCCACUAUGCAUUGCUGAGUAGCUGUGGACUGAGCUUCACCUUUUGGCAUUAAAAACUUCCCUCCGUGGGAAGUGUCCUAUUGUUUCUACUUCUGGCUUAGUUCCUCCACCUCAUGGGGAACCUCUUGUUGUAUAAUAAUGAGCUUCAGAUUCCAGAGGACCUUCACUGCUGCUUUUGAGUCUGGCACAUUCACUGCAUGACUGUAUGAUUGGAAGGUCCCCUGCACGGUGAAUACGGAUCCUUCUGUUUCUUUGCGCCUCUGAUUUAUGAGGUGUUGUAAUAGGGUGGGAGGGGUAGGUUGC